Molecule: messenger RNA, 2440 nt
Organism: Anarrhichthys ocellatus (wolf-eel)
Lineage: Eukaryota; Metazoa; Chordata; Actinopteri; Perciformes; Anarhichadidae
Product: retinol dehydrogenase 13
Exons: 7
Coding region: 192-1181 (329 amino acids)
Source: RefSeq, a predicted model, not a curated record
CGCACAGGGAGUUGUCUUUAGGAAGAAUUGUCACCUUUUUAUACAGUUUGAUAGCAUUUGCUGUCAUCCAACGAGGAGUGUGGUGUUAUUCUAAACGGGCCGGUGUUUACUAUUAAUUUGUGAUUAUUGUGAUUACUUUUCCACUGAAGCUUGCAGUUAUUUAAAUUGGUUAAUAAUUAACAGGCUAAAGUAUGCAAAGCUACGCAGAGACAAGCGGGCACUUUUUAGAGAGUCAUGCGACCGGUCUCGCUGUUGCUUUUGUUGCAGGGGCAGGCAUACUGGCCUUGCGCAGGUGGCUGGCUGGGGGAGUGUGUCGGAGCAAGGUUAGACUGGAUGGAAAAACAGUCCUGAUCACAGGAGCCAACACUGGCAUUGGGAAGGAGACGGCCCUGGAUAUGGCCAAGCGAGGAGCCAGAGUGAUCCUAGCCUGCAGAGACAUCACCAGAGCCUGCAUUGCGGCUGACGAGAUCCGGCAGCAAAGUGGCAACGGCAACGUGGUGGUAAAGAAACUGGACCUCACGUCAAUGCGGUCUGUCAGGGACCUGGCCAGAGAUGUCCGGGAGAAUGAGCAACGUUUGGACAUCCUCAUCAACAACGCAGGUGUCAUGAUGUGUCCUAAGUGGAAGACUGAGGAUGGCUUUGAAAUGCAGUUUGGUGUCAACCACUUGGGACAUUUUCUCCUCACCAACUGUCUUCUUGACCUGCUGAAGAAGUCAACUCCAAGUCGCAUUGUCAUCGUCUCCAGUCUGGCACACGAGAAAGGCAGCAUAAACUUUGAUGACAUCAACCUUGAUAAAGACUACCAUCGCGAGGAAAGCUACAGGCAGAGCAAGCUGGCCAAUGUGCUCUUCUGCAGAGAACUGGCUUUGAGAAUGCAAGACACUGGUGUGACAGUGUACAGUCUUCACCCUGGUGUCAUCCGCACCGAGUUGGGCCGCCACUUGUUCCCUACUUUAGCUCUGUGGCAGAGGAUCAUAUUAAUGCCACUCCUCAUGCUGAUCAAAAGUCCCUACGCUGGCGCUCAGACCAGCAUCUACUGUGCUGUGGACGAGAGCCAGGCCAACUCCAGUGGCCUCUAUUACAGUGACUGUGCCCCCAAAAAGCCGGCACCACAGGCCCUGGAUGAUGCUGCAGCCAAGAAGCUGUGGGACCUCAGUGCUUCCAUGGUUGGUCUGCCUUAAACACAACAGCCUGCUCCUACUGCUGGAGUCAGCUGCCCUGUUUACACGGGCGAAUUAACCACAGCAAAUUAUUGUAUUAUCUAUUCUAUUGGGUAGGGGCAUUGCAUUAAUAAUGAUUUGACCUGUUUUGGGUCUGAAAGAUUUGCUGCCAAAGUUUUGCACUAUUUAAUCUCAGACUCCAGUCAGUUGUGUGGAUAUUUAAAUGUAGGCUUAUUGCUUCCUCUUUAUAUUAUGCAAGUGAUGCAUUAUUAUGUUGAGCUUUAUUGUAUAUCUGUGUUAUGCUGCUAUGUCCUUAUCAAAAUGAGGCAAUGCUUGCUUUUUAAUUGACCAUUUUGGCUGAUUGUCAUCUGGUUGUAUGCAUUUGGGGGCGGCUGUGGCACAGGAGAAAGAACGGGUUGUCCUUUAAUCACGAGGCUGAUUGUUCGAUCCCCGGCUCUUUCUGUUCGUACAUCGAAGUGAGCAAGACGCUGAACCCCAAGUUGCUCCUGAUGAGCAGGCCAAGGCCUUGCAUGGCAGCUCCACUCUCAUCAGUGUGUGAAUGGGCGAAUGAGCGGCAAAUGUUAAAGCGCUUUGUCCAGUAAAGUAGAAAGGAUGAGCAAUGGCUUUUUUAACAUUUUUAUUAUAUUUUUUUAUUUGGAAUUCUAAAAUGUCUAAAAUGUUAAUACUUCAAACUGCUGUUUUUAUUCAUUUCAACAAUUGCCGACAUACAGUAAAAUUAUUGUAUAGUUUUUCUGAUUAAUUCUGUGUCAAAUUCAAUGCAGAACAUUAAUAGAAAACAUGUAAAGCAAGCACAAUAUUUUCCUAAGAACUACAAGGAAAGGUAGAAGACAGUUUGAAGCGUUGGACUGUCGUCGUAGUAGUGAAGUGUUGUAUGAAGGCUUGGAAGUGACCUUUUGUGUUGGCAAAGGUGAAAAGAUUGUUGCACUUCAGAAGAGAGAGGAUCCUCCACCAGGUUUAGAGAGGGAGUGGACGCCUCGGGGGAGAGCAGUUAGGAAGCAGCCAGUAGAACCAUAAGACUCGUCAGCUUACCCUGUGUGUGCGUGUGUGUGCGUGUGUGUGUGUGUGUGUGUGUGUGUGUGUGUGUGUGUGUGUGUGGAUGGAUGCUGUUUGUUGUAUCAAGGUUGCUUUUAUUCUUUGAAGAGAGAAUUCAACUUUGUUCCUAGGUUAUCCGAACAAACUCAAAAAGAACAAAGUGUACAACGCGGAACCAUCAGCAAUGUAAUCAUUUCUGCAAUAAAUGUGUGAUUUAAUGUCUGAAA